Messenger RNA from Prunus avium (sweet cherry), 1101 nucleotides. Lineage: Eukaryota; Viridiplantae; Streptophyta; Magnoliopsida; Rosales; Rosaceae. The record is from RefSeq and is a predicted model, not a curated record.
AUGUCAGACAAAGAACAAGCACCAGAAACCAAGCAAUCCAAUUCCAAAAAUUCAAGCAAUAGCAACAGCAAUUCUGGUAUGGAUACAUCAAAUCCAUACUAUGUUCAUUCUUCAGACCACCCUGGUCAUAUGCUCGUUCCAACAAAAUUGAACGGCGCCAAUUAUCCACCUUGGAGUAAAUCCAAGAUUCAUGCCCUCACAGCCAAGAACAAAAUUGGCUUUGUCAAUGGAUCCAUUAAGCCGCCAUCAGAAACAGAAAACCCCACAAAAUAUGCUUUUUGGAAUCAAUGCAAUAGUAUGAUUUUAUCAUGGUUUGCUCACUCUGUGGAACCCGAUCUAGCCAAAGGGGUUGUCCACACCAAGACCGCUCAUCAAGUAUGGGAAGAUUUCAAAGACCAAUUCUCACAAAAAAAUGCGCCAACAAUUUAUCAGAUUCAGAAGUCCAUCGCCUCUCUCACACAGGGCACCAUGACAGUCUCAGCCUACUUCACAAAACUCAAAGGCCUUUGGGACGAAUUAGAGACAUACAGAACUCCUCUCACUUGCAAUGAGAUGAAAGCUCACAACAAAGAAAGAGAAGAAGAUAAGAUGAUGCAAUUUCUUAUGGGCCUUAAUGACACAUUCAGUGGCGUUCGCAGCAGCAUCCUCAUGAUAACACCAUUGCCCAAAGUCCGUCAAGCUUAUUCACUUGUCAUUCAAGACGAAACACAACGACAGAUGACAUCGGGAACAACCGAGAACUUUUCUAUUGCCACAGCUAUCCAAAGUCGUCCAAACAAUUCCAAAAAUAAACAUUGUGAUCAUUGUGAUCGCAAUGGUCACCAAUCACAUGGGUUUGUUCCACAUGCGGGCUCAUCAUUCCCAUCCGCACACGCGGCCCAGCAAGUUGGCUCUUCAAGUGUCACACAGCCUUCACAAAAUCCAAUUCAAGCUCCAGACUUUUCAGCUCAUACAUUCUUGAGUGGACUUACUUCUGAGCAAUAUCAACAAUUGGCCACAGCCAUGUCACUAGUGAACACCAAUGCAUCAUCCUCUGGUAAUAACCAUGCAUUUGUGAAUGCAGUAGGACUUGGCUAUCGGGAAGAUGAUUGGUAUGGGUAA